GUGUAGUACCGGGUACCGUGAGUUCGGCAGCUAUGCCUUCUACAAGAUAGCAGGUAGUAACAUGGUCGACGUAGAUGGGAGACGCAGAUUCGGCGAAUUUUGACCUCGACAUGGAGAUUCUUUCGAUGUAUGUGGACACUUCAGACACCGAUGCUGAGGAAAGUAUAUAUCGCUUGCGCAUAGGCAGUCAAGUGAAGUAUGUCACCAUCAAACCGGGAACCUUCCCUAGUGAUGUGCUAUCCUUCCCUAUGGACUUGCUGCCCCUACUGCCACCUCUACCACCAGGCAAUUGGGUCCAGGCCCGCAUG
Suillus subalutaceus is the source of this 308-nucleotide messenger RNA. RefSeq lists its product as uncharacterized. The annotation marks the transcript as partial. The record is from RefSeq and is a predicted model, not a curated record. The transcript is spliced from 2 exons. Lineage: Eukaryota; Fungi; Basidiomycota; Agaricomycetes; Boletales; Suillaceae.